Molecule: messenger RNA, 2891 nt
Organism: Salvia miltiorrhiza (redroot sage)
Lineage: Eukaryota; Viridiplantae; Streptophyta; Magnoliopsida; Lamiales; Lamiaceae
Product: hydroxyproline O-galactosyltransferase GALT2
Exons: 8
Coding region: 492-2537 (681 amino acids)
Cellular component (GO): Golgi membrane
Molecular function (GO): carbohydrate binding; galactosyltransferase activity
Source: RefSeq, a predicted model, not a curated record
ACUCCCUUUUUUUUUGUUUUAUAAUGUCACAUUCUUUUUGGCGCUACAUUUUCCUCAAUUUCUUAAUCUAGGCCCAGCCACCAUUUCCCAACCGUAGAUUUCCCGCAGCUUCAACCAAUGGAGUAAAGAAGAAUCAUACUACUAUAGUAUUUUUUUAAUUCAUUACUUUAAUUUUGUCACUGCACGCACAAGAUUUAGGGUUUGUCAUUGCAAAUCACCAUCAAUUCGAUCUGCUGCGUCGUUUUGUUAAUUUGUCUCGCCUUUACCGCCAAUUCUCGCCGUUGGUUUCUAUGAGACGGACAGUAGCAUUUCUGCUGGAGAUACUAUCUGUGAAUCGACUUGUAGACUGGGAGUUCGAAUCAUAUUGGAAGUGGAUUUUGUGAGAGAUGCGUGCAUUUGUUAGUAGGAGCCGUGUUGGGUUUAUGGGGGCGUGGUUGGAGUGACGUUUGGCUUUUGAUGUGGAGUUCUGUAUUUUUAUUCAGCUUUCGAGGAUGAAGAGGUCGAAAGGUGAUUAUCCGAGCGGAAGAAGGUUCAAGUUCUCGUACGUUCUGUUGGCUGCAGCUGGGUUGUAUUUGAUCCUUAUUUUCUUCAAGUUUCCUGAUUUUUUGGAGAGUGCAGCUGUUUUGAGUGGGGAAGAAAGCGCUGGUGUUUUUGAUGGAUUUUCAAUGAUGGAUGAAAAGAAUGCGGAGAUUAGUAAAUCACGUGUCAGUUUUGAUGGGUUCCACAGAAUAUUACAUGAUAAUGAAAAUCAGGAUAAUCCCGUAAAGCCACAACAAGGGGAUAUACAAGCGGAAAGAGAUUGGAAAUCAGUAACAAAGUCUUCGCAGCAGCAGUAUGGUCGAAUAACUUCUGACAUAUUGAGGAAAAUGAAUAGGACCAAAAACUUAUCUGUGAUGGAAAGAAUGGCGGAUGAGGCUUGGGCUUUAGGAUUGAAGGCGUGGGAAGAGGCAAGCAAGUAUGACGAUAAGGAGAUUGACAUGAGUACUAUACUAGAAGGGAAGCCUGAGUCAUGCCCUUCUUGGGUUUCAAUGGAUGGAGAAGAAUUGGUCAAGAGAGAUUAUCUUAUGUUCCUUCCAUGUGGUCUCGCUGCAGGUUCAUCUAUCACAGUCAUUGGAACUCCACAUCAUGCUCACCAGGAGUAUGUACCACAACUUGCUAAAAGGAGGGUUGAUGAUGGAUUGGUUUUAGUGUCACAGUUCAUGGUUGAGCUUCAAGGCUUAAAGGCUGUGCAUGGGGAAGAUCCACCAAAGAUUUUGCAUUUGAAUCCUCGAUUAAGAGGUGACUGGAGCCAUCAUCAAGUAAUUGAGCACAACACGUGUUACAGGAUGCAGUGGGGAACAGGUCAGAGGUGUGAUGGCUUGCCUUCCAAGGGCGAUGAUGAUAUGCUGGUUGAUGGAUACUUGCGGUGUGAAAAAUGGAUGCGCAAUGAUAUCACCGAUACAAAAGAUACAAAAGAGUCCAAGAUAUUUUCGUGGUUUGAGCGCUUUAUAGGACGUGCCAAAAAACCAGAAGUAACCUGGCCAUUUCCCUUUAGGGAAGGACGAAUGUUUGUUCUGACCAUCCGUGCUGGAGUUGAUGGAUAUCAUAUAAAUGCAGGGGGGCGUCAUGUUACAUCAUUCCCAUACCGAAUGGGUUUUACACUGGAAGAUGCAACAGGGUUAGCAAUCAAGGGUAAUGUGGAUGUUCAUUCAGUAUAUGCCACCUCUUUGCCAACCUCUCAUCCAAGUUUCUCGCCCCAUAGAGUAUUAGAUUUCUCUGAGAAAUGGAAAUCCCAUUACACACCACAAGGUGGGGUUCAACUCUUUAUUGGGGUACUUUCAGCCACCAAUCAUUUUGCUGAGCGUAUGGCAGUAAGAAAGACAUGGAUGCAAUCUAUAUCAAUCAAGACGUCUAAAGUAGCUGUUCGAUUCUUUGUUGCCCUGAACACAAGGAGUGAGGUGAAUGCAGUUCUGAAGAAGGAGGCUGCUUACUUUGGUGAUAUAGAGAUCUUGCCAUUUAUGGACCGUUAUGAGCUAGUAGUUCUUAAAACUGUUGCCAUUUGUGAAUACGGGGUUCGAAAUGUAACGGCAGCAUAUAUUAUGAAAUGUGAUGAUGACACGUUUAUUAGGGUCGAGAGAAUUUUGAAAGACAUCGAAGGCAUGUCACCUAGAAGGCCGUUGUAUUUGGGAAAUUUGAACCUCUUGCACAGGCCUCUUAGGACAGGGAAGUGGGCCGUCUCUUAUGAGGAGUGGCCUGAGGAAAUCUAUCCACCUUAUGCCAAUGGACCCGGAUACAUAAUAUCAAGCGACAUCGCUAAUUACAUCAUCUCUCAAAGUGAAAAUCAUAGCCUACGGCUAUUUAAAAUGGAGGACGUUAGCAUGGGAAUGUGGGUCGAGCAAUUCAACAGCACGGAGCACGUUCAAUAUUCUCAUAACUGGAAAUAUUGUCAGUACGGUUGUAUGGAGAACUACCACACUGCACACUACCAAUCCCCUAGACAAAUGAUAUGUUUAUGGGACAAUCUGAUGAAAGGGCAUCCUCAUUGCUGUAAUGUUUGAGGUAAGCCGUAGAAUGCUAUCUCAUCUCUUCGUACAUGCCUCGUCAUUGCUGUAACUCUGCAGUCCAAGAUUUUUUCGAUGAGGGGUGGUGGCCUUAUGUUUGACAAUGUCACACUUCUACACAAGGCCUAGGCCAGUAGAAGUCAUAUCCCAUUACAGUAUCUGGUUGUUUUUAAGGAUUACCCUUAUUUUCACCGAUACCCUCGAACGAGCUGAGAGCUGUACAAGCUGUAUAGGAUUGUUGUACCGUGUCGUGACACAGACUAUCAGGUGUUUGUAGUAAUGUAAUGAAAGAGCACUGCCUCCAUGUCCAAAUUUUGUGGGAAAACACUGAUCUGGAAAACUUGCCUAUCA